Anastrepha ludens (Mexican fruit fly) is the source of this 1417-nucleotide messenger RNA. Its product is annotated as death-associated protein 1. Lineage: Eukaryota; Metazoa; Arthropoda; Insecta; Diptera; Tephritidae. Bases 465 to 755 code for a protein of 96 amino acids. Gene Ontology annotation, biological process: negative regulation of autophagy; apoptotic signaling pathway; cellular response to amino acid starvation. The record is from RefSeq and is a predicted model, not a curated record. The transcript has 4 exons. Gene Ontology annotation, molecular function: death domain binding.
CCAAGCAAAACAAGUAUAGCAAGCAAAGCCGGCCUGCACUGGGCUAGCACCUUAAGUGAUUUUUCGAGUCUCUGGACGGUGCGUAGCAGAAUGGAAACAUAACAUAACUGAAAAACACGUAUGAAGACAAAAACAACACACUAAAAAUCAAAUAAAUAUUGCUUUUUUGUUUAAACUCUUUUUCCAAAUCAUACGAAAGAGGUGUUUGAAGUACAACCAGAUUAAAAUCUGAAAAGAAAAAGUGCUUUCGUGUCACACAAAAAUACGACUACAGUUCAACGCAACAACAAAUUCCUAUACACCAAUACCAACUCCGCCAUCCAAUCAGAGCGGCCAGAAGCAGAAGUUGUUUGUACUUGUAGGAAAAUUCUAAAAAUACCCAUAAAACAGUAAACAGUAGAGAAGUAAAGGUAGAAAUAAAAAGCAGGUGCAUUCGGAAUCAAAUAGUAUUUUGUAAGUGGAAAAUGGCAGAUGAGCAACCAAAUCUUGUAGCUGGACAUCCACCAGCAGUCAAAGCGGGUGGCAUGCGCAUUGUGCAACACAAAGCUCCUAACGCAGAGCGUCCGGCCAAGGAUGCCGAAGAUUGCACUGGAUUGACGCAACCAGUUGCUGUCAACAGCAUGUCUGUGAGUGGUGCACCAGUUAAGGGUAAUAUCGAUUAUACGCCACAGGCGGCACAGGUGGCACAUUCACCCAAACCACCUUCGUUUGUUGCCCAGAAACCUCAAAUAAAUAUUCAACAACCGCGUAAAUGAGUGAUCGCUACGCGUUCCUGUCGUUCAAAGCCUCAGCAACAUCAAUCACAACAACAAAUACAACCACGACAAGAAAUUCAACCACAACAGGAACAGCAAACACAUUCCAAUUCUAAAGUGCAGAAUCAGAAGAAAGUUCAUUCACAGCGUCAACAAAAAAAGCGAGAUGCGUAAAAUACAAGAAUACAAUUUUUUUAUGGAUUAUCACAUUAUGAUGAAUAGAUAUUUACUAACUUUGUAAAACAAAAAAGAAUAAGCAUUUAGAUUUAUUGCUACACACUGAUGAGAAGUAGAAAACUAAUAUUACAGUAACUUUGGUGGCUUCAAAUUUAUGAAUUCAAGCAGUAUAAUUCCAUCAAAAUUUUAAGCUGUUACUUAAAUGCUUUUCAUCUCCACUAUUUUAUUCAAAUUAAGUUAUGUGAAGCACUUUCUUCUACAAUUUGCACCAAUUAAAUUGAACAUAUACAUACAUAUUGCGCCGAAUUCAACUAAGCAAAACUUUCAAUAUUAAAGGGAUUUAGUUUUAGUAAUAUAUACAGCUUUUUUUUUUUUAAUUAAUUUCAUUCCAGUUGCAAUAAUCUUCAAAUAAUUCUUUAAGCACCCAUUUUUGUAAAACAAAUACAAAUAAAAAAUGAUUUUUUAAAGUAUUGUCACGAAAUCUA